Molecule: messenger RNA, 876 nt
Organism: Grosmannia clavigera kw1407
Lineage: Eukaryota; Fungi; Ascomycota; Sordariomycetes; Ophiostomatales; Ophiostomataceae
Product: short chain dehydrogenase reductase
Exons: 2
Coding region: 1-876 (291 amino acids)
Molecular function (GO): oxidoreductase activity
Source: RefSeq, a predicted model, not a curated record
AUGACCGACUACGACAUCAACAUACCGAGUACCGAGUCGCUCUUCUCGGUCAAGGGCAAGAUUGCCGUGAUCACGGGCGGCUCCCGGGGACUGGGUCUGAGCGCGGCUUCUGCGUUGCUACAGGCCGGCGCCGCCAAGGUGUACGUGUCGUCGCGCAAGAAGGAAGCCUGCGAGGUGGCAGCGGCAGCGCUGAACGGGCUGUCGGGCCUGCAGCCGGGUGCGCGGGCGAUCUCGGUGCCGGCGGACGUGGCCACGAUGGACGGCGUGCGGACACUGCUGGCGGCGGUGCAGGCCGACAGCCCCGACGGUAUCGACAUCCUGCUGGCCAACGCGGGCGCCACCUGGGGCGCAGCCCUGGAGCAGCACUCGGACGCGGCCAUCGCCAAGGUACUGGACCUCAAUGUGCGGGCCGUGUUCAACACAGUGCGCGAAUUUGCUCCACUGUUGGCGGCCCGCGGCUCCGUCGAGUCGCCCAGCCGCAUCCUCGUCACCGGCUCCGUCGCUGGACUCGGUCUCGGCUCGCUCGGUCCUCAGGCUACCUUUGGCUACAGCGCCAGCAAGGCGGCCGUCAUCCAUCUCGCCCGCAACCUCGCCGUCGACCUUGGCCCUCGCCAUGUCACCGUCAACGCCCUCGCCCCCGGCUUCUUUCCCACCAAGAUGUCCCAGGGCCUGCUCGAUAUGGCCCCUGGUGGCGCCGACGCCGUCGCUCGCUCCAACCCUAUGCGCCGCCUCGGCCGUCCCGCUGACUUUGGCGCUGCCGUCGUCUACCUCUGCGCACCCGCCGGCUCCCACGUCAACGGCGCCACCCUGGCCAUUGACGGCGGCGCCAUGUGGGCCAAGGGCGAGCUUUUGAGCGUGCACUGGUCGAAGCUGUAG